Molecule: messenger RNA, 492 nt
Organism: Ilex paraguariensis (yerba mate)
Lineage: Eukaryota; Viridiplantae; Streptophyta; Magnoliopsida; Aquifoliales; Aquifoliaceae
Source: the annotation of a GenBank genome assembly
AUGGGCGAAGGUGUAGAACCUAGGUUGUAUGGAGAAGACCUUAAAUCUUCCACUAAGAAGUUGUUGGGCCUCCAACGCAGAAUAAAAGAUAGAUGGAGAGGGGAAGGUGAAGAGAAGAUGGAUGGUUUGACGCGGACUGAUGAACUUGUUUUUGUUUUGGCGGCAACAAACCUACCUUGGGAAUUGGAUGCGGCCAUGCUUCGUCGCCUUGAAAAGCGGAUCCUGGUACCCCUGCCAGAACCUGAAGCAAGAAGAGCCAUGUUUGAGGAACUGUUGCCAUCAGUACCUGGUGAAGAUAAACUUCCAUACGAUUUAUUGAUGGAAAGGACAAAUGGUUAUUCAGGUUCUGAUAUUCGUUUGGUUUGCAAAGAGGCUGCCAUGCAGCCCCUGAGACGGUUAAUGGGACUUCUUGAAGAAAAGCAAGAAUUGGUGCCUGAGGAUGAUGUGAUUUUUGUUGUUUCCAUUAUUGUAAAAGACAUCCAAAGGCCAUGA